Messenger RNA from Otolemur garnettii (small-eared galago), 2635 nucleotides. RefSeq names its product nucleolar protein 10 (gene NOL10). The coding region runs from base 49 to 2115 and encodes 688 amino acids. The transcript has 21 exons. Lineage: Eukaryota; Metazoa; Chordata; Mammalia; Primates; Galagidae. Gene Ontology annotation, biological process: maturation of SSU-rRNA from tricistronic rRNA transcript (SSU-rRNA, 5.8S rRNA, LSU-rRNA). Gene Ontology annotation, cellular component: small-subunit processome; nucleus; 90S preribosome. Gene Ontology annotation, molecular function: protein binding. The record is from RefSeq and is a predicted model, not a curated record.
CGAGGUCCCCGGCCAGGGCUGCUAUAGGGUUUGCUGCUUGGCGGCAUCAUGCAGGUCUCCAGCCUCAACGAGGUGAAGAUUUACAGUCUCAGUUGCGGCAAGUCAUUGCCUGAGUGGCUUUCUGAUAGAAAGAAGAGAGCAUUACAGAAGAAAGAUGUAGAUAUCCGUAGGAGAAUUGAACUUAUUCAGGAUUUUGAAAUGCCUACUGUGUGCACCACUAUUAAAGUGUCAAAAGAUGGACAGUAUAUUUUAGCGACUGGAACAUAUAAACCUCGUGUCCGAUGUUAUGAUACCUAUCAAUUAUCCUUGAAGUUUGAAAGGUGUUUAGAUUCAGAAGUUGUUACCUUUGAAAUUCUGUCUGAUGACUACUCAAAGAUUGUCUUCUUACAUAAUGAUAGAUACAUUGAAUUUCAUUCACAAUCAGGUUUUUACUACAAAACCAGAAUACCAAAGUUCGGGAGAGAUUUCUCUUACCACUAUCCAUCCUGUGACUUGUACUUUGUUGGUGCGAGUUCUGAAGUUUAUAGGUUGAAUUUGGAACAAGGACGAUACCUGAAUCCUCUACAAACUGAUGCUGCGGAGAAUAACGUUUGUGACAUAAAUUCAGUCCAUGGUUUGUUUGCCACAGGAACAGUAGAGGGUCGAGUAGAGUGCUGGGAUCCAAGAACUCGUAGUAGAGUUGGCCUGUUAGACUGCGCAUUGAGUAGUGUCACAGCAGAUUCAGAGAUAAACAGUUUACCAACAAUCUCUGCUUUGAAAUUUAAUGGUGCCUUGACCAUGGCAGUUGGAACAUCUACAGGGCAGGUUUUAUUAUAUGAUCUUCGAUCUGAUAAGCCAUUGCUAGUUAAGGAUCACCAGUAUGGGCUGCCCAUUAAGUCAGUUCAUUUCCAGGAUUCACUAGAUUUGAUUUUGUCUGCAGACUCUCGAAUUAUCAAAAUGUGGAAUAAGAACUCAGGGAAAAUAUUUACUUCUCUGGAGCCAGAGCAUGACCUUAAUGAUGUUUGUCUCUACCCCAACUCAGGAAUGCUUUUUACUGCCAAUGAAACCCCUAAGAUGGGCAUCUAUUACAUUCCGGUUUUGGGUCCUGCCCCUAGGUGGUGUUCCUUCCUGGACAACUUGACAGAAGAAUUAGAAGAGAAUCCAGAAAGCACAGUAUAUGAUGAUUACAAGUUUGUCACCAAAAAAGACCUUGAAAAUUUAGGGCUUACACACCUCAUUGGAUCACCUUUUCUCCGGGCAUAUAUGCAUGGAUUUUUCAUGGACAUAAGACUCUAUCACAAGGUGAAAUUGAUGGUAAAUCCAUUUGCUUAUGAAGAAUAUAGGAAAGAUAAAAUACGGCAGAAGAUAGAAGAAGCACGUGCCCAGAGAGUCCAAUUAAAGAAAUUGCCGAAAGUUAACAAAGAGCUGGCGCUUAAGUUAAUUGAGGAAGAAGAGGAGAAGCAAAAAUCCACAUGGAAAAAGAAAGUCAAGAGCCUUCCUAACAUUCUCACCGAUGAUCGAUUUAAAGUUAUGUUUGAGAACCCUGACUUCCAAGUGGAUGAAGAGAGUGAAGAGUUUAGGCUUUUGAAUCCACUUGUUUCGAAAAUAAGUGAGAAAAGAAAGAAGAAACUAAGACUCUUAGAGCAACAAGAACAUCAUGACAAAGAAGAGGAGGAAGAACUGGAAGGAAAACCAAGCGAUGCAGAAAGUUCGGAGAGUUCAGAUGAUGAAAAAGGCUGGGUUGAGGAGGUCAGGAAGCAGCGCAGACUGCUCCAGCAGGAGGAAAAACUGAAGCGGCAGGAGCGGCUCAAGGAGGACCAGCAGACGGUCCUCACACCCCAGUUUUAUGAGAUCAAAGCAGGAGAGGAGUUCAGAAGCUUCAAAGACUCUGCCACAAAGCAGAAGCUGAUGAACAAAACCCUUGAAGAUCGUUUGAAAAUUGAAGCAAAAAAUGGUACAUUGAGUGUAUCAGACACCACUGUUGGCAGCAAACAAUUGACAUUCACAUUAAAGAGGUCUGAGCAACACAAGAAGCAACAGGAAGCUGAGAAACUACAUAGACAAGAAAGGAAAAAGCUCCGUCGCUCAGCUGGUCACCUGAAGUCAAGACACAGAAGAGGGCGGCCGUUUCAUUGAACUUGGAAGGGAUUCUACGUGUGAUUAGGAAGGAGCACAACUUCCCCAAACUGACCGUCAUUAGCGUAUAAACAUAGGCAAAGGAAUGUACAUUUUAAAGUUCUGUGUAACUUCUUGCACAUGGAGGUAAAGAUUUGAUAACUUGUCCCUGUGCUUCUGCCAGCGCCCGCCACAUGGCCCCAGAGGUGCUGUUGCAAAUUACUGUUCCCUCUGAGCAUUGUCCUUUUCCCCAGUUUUAAUCAUGUGAGCCAGGCUGUUGUCUGUGUAAUAUUGUAAAAUGUGCCGUGAACUGAGAGGUCUAUCGUGCGGUGAAAACAGGUCUGUCGUGUUCUAAGGACUUUUUCUUGCAGUGCCUGCUGCCAUCUUGAUUAAGCCACCCAGAAUAUCCCCCCUGCUUUAUUUGCUAUCUCUGUAUUGGCCAUGUUUGUGUUUAUAAGUAUAAGCUGGUAAGUGUGUUGCCUUGUGUAUGUAUGAGUUUGAGAUUUUUAAAAAUAUUUUUAUACCGGCCGGGCACAGUGGA